Molecule: messenger RNA, 1341 nt
Organism: Rhizopus microsporus ATCC 52813
Lineage: Eukaryota; Fungi; Mucoromycota; Mucoromycetes; Mucorales; Rhizopodaceae
Product: thioredoxin-domain-containing protein
Exons: 5
Coding region: 32-1258 (408 amino acids)
Biological process (GO): response to endoplasmic reticulum stress
Cellular component (GO): endoplasmic reticulum lumen
Molecular function (GO): protein disulfide isomerase activity; protein-disulfide reductase activity
Source: RefSeq, a predicted model, not a curated record
AUUCAUUACUUUUCUUUCUCUUUUUUGAAAAAUGAAGUUUCCUACUAUUGCCUUAUUAACUAUUUGUUCUCAAAUCGCGUUAUCUCAAGCGCUGUAUACAUCCAAGGAUGAUGUUAACUUACUAACACCACAGACAUUUGGUCCUGCCGUGAUGGAUACGAAUCAACUGGUUGCCGUUGAGUUUUACGCGCCAUGGUGCGGUCACUGCCAGCGACUCGCGCCCGAGUGGAAAAAGGCAGCAACAAAUCUGAAAGGUCUUGUCUCGGUCAAUGCAGUUGAUUGCGAUGUAGAAGCCAACAAACCACUCUGUGCGACUUAUGAUAUCAAAGGAUUUCCAACCAUCAAAAUAUUCCCUCCUGAGCUACGAAAACAUAAAAAGACAGGCAAGCUAAGCAAGGUGCCAACAGACUACCAAGGACCACGAGAUGCAAAAUCUAUUGUUGAUUAUUUAUUAUCUAAUCAACCUUCGAACGUAUUAUUUGUCAAAUGGAAUGAAAAGGAUGUUAAAUCAAAAAAGAGUAUCACCUUGGAUAAUUUCUUAUCUACACAGAACGAAACAUUACCCAAAGCAUUAUUAUUCACCGACAAGCCUACAACUACACCAUUAUAUAAGGCACUCUCUGUCGAAUUUAAAGAUCGUUUACUAAUGGGCGAAGUGAAGCAAUCCGAAAAGAAUAUUGUCAACGAAUUUAAUAUUCAAUCUUUUCCUACUUUGGCUGUCAUUUCCCCUGAACACGGCACGGUCCAAUUCGAAGGCAAGUUGAAGAGAGACGCUUUAAAAUCCUUUUUGGAAAAGUACGCUCUGAAAAGCAAGACAUCCGGGAAUGAUAAUAAAGGUAGCUCUGACAGCAGCCAACCAAAGAAGACGACAAAAGUGGAAGCUAUUACGACGAAUGAUAGCUUAAAGCAACACUGCCUGAAUACAAACCAGAUCUGUGUGCUGGUCAUUACGGACGAUCAAGAUAAGCAGGAAACGAUUGAUAUAUUAAACGUAUUAAAAGACAAGAAUGACAAGUUCCAGUAUGGCUGGAUGCAUGCCAGUCAAUCUGCAGAUAUUGUCAACGCACUUCAACUGCCUCAGGAUUAUCCAUCAUUAUUCAUCUUGCAUCCUUCAAAACAUGCGUUUAGAAAUUACGUAGGCGCAUUUGAUGAAAACAAGAUUCAUCAAUGGCUCAAUCGUGUCAGCUCAGGUGCAGUUGAUGCUUGGGCAUACAAAGGUGACAUUAAAUUGAUUGAAAGGCAACAUGAUGAAUUGUAAGCAACUGCAUUAUUCUAAAAUAAAGCUUUAAACAAAUUCUGACCAAUAAAAUUAAAGUAAGAAGAAAGUCUAAAAAAAAGGUC